AUGCGCGGAUCUGUUGCACUUCUUCUGCCUGUGGCAGUCUCUGCGUCCCCGAUUAUCGACAAGAAGGUUCUCAACGACUUGUUUUGCAAAGUCAACGACGUUGUACUUCAUGUUUUGGAGAAAGAUGCAGCUGCUACUAAGUACUGCUCUAGCUUCUUGUCUAUUCCUACCUUGACCUUCUCGACAACCGCCACAGUCACGCCCGCUAGUGUGACUACGACAACUCCGCUCACAAUCACCGAGGACACAGUCACUUCGACGCAGACAGAGACCGCCACUGUCACGGAUACUCAAACCAUCACAUCCACCAGCACGAGGACCGAUUAUGCUACGAUCACUUCGACGACUUCGACGUCUACUAUCACAUGCCUGAACAGCGCUUACACCUACACGGCGCCGACUGGCGUUAUACCAGGAGACGCUGCAGCCCCAGCUCCGGAAGGCAAGCGUGGAGCCGCGAAUUAUGCCAAACCAAGUGCGAUUCCCAAGGACUGGUCACAGCAGUACAUCUCCACUGCAUGCUCUUGUCUCUCCAUUCCCACACCUUCUACCACCAGCACUGCAACAGUGACUCUGAUUCCGGGAACUAUCACAGAGGCCAGCACUCUUUUCGAGACUCCUACUGCCACCGCAACAACGACAGUGACCUCAACCACCACCGAGUCCGCGACCGUCUCCGAAGAGGCCACAACGACGUCAACCCUCACCGCCUACGCAGUCGCCACGACAAUCGCCUCCAACGGCGUCCAAUACCGCAAAUACACGCACUCGUUCGACGCCAACCGCGUCGACGGCGGCGGCUUCACUUCAACCUACUUCAAGGGCCUCUCCGCUGAGUUCAGCGGCUCUAUUUCCUCGCUCUCCUUCGCAACUCCCAACUGGCCGUCCGGCAGCACCACGCUCACGCUGUCCGACGGCCGCGCGUUUGCGUCCGACUACGCCGCGCUGCUGCUCCAGGGCUUUUUCAUUGCGAAGGAGACUGGGACGCACGUCUUUACAUCGCGCGGGAACGAGGUCGAUAAUUACGGGUAUGCGUGGACCGGGGAUGCUGCGUAUUCCGCGUGGAACGAUGCGAAUGCCGCCAUCCGGUCUUCACGCACGGGCGGCGGCAACGUCGACGGCAAUGCGUACGUGAGUUUGAACGCGGGCGAUGCUAUUCCGCUCACGUUUCUGUGGGCGAAUGGGGGCGGCGUUGGGCAGAAUGUUGUGAGGGUUACGAUGCCGAGUGGGAGGGUGGUGACGAACCAUGCGGGAUACUUUGUGCAGGCUUGUAGCAGCUCGGUCUUCGCGUAG
Messenger RNA from Paraphaeosphaeria sporulosa, 1293 nucleotides. RefSeq lists its product as uncharacterized. The record is from RefSeq and is a predicted model, not a curated record. NCBI's taxonomy places the organism in Eukaryota, Fungi, Ascomycota, Dothideomycetes, Pleosporales, Didymosphaeriaceae. The transcript is spliced from 3 exons. The coding region runs from base 1 to 1293 and encodes 430 amino acids.